AUGGCGGGGCUCCUCAUGCCGAAAGGCGUCAUUCCUAUUUGGUUUUCCACUGCUUUUCCACUGCUUUUCUUGUGUCUCUUUGCCCACCGACCAUUCGAUGGUAUAAUUCGGAAUGUUGAGAAGAUUAGAAUACUUUCACCUGACCUUCUCACACGGGUCAUUGAGGCUGAAUCUAUGUUUCGCAUCUUUCUCGUAUCACCAAAUCACCAACGCAUUCGGGCUGGAAGAAAGAGUGUGCCAUCGGUCGCUUUGACGCGUGAGGAUGAUGAAAGAUUGUGGCGAGGAUGGAAUCAAAAAUGUGUCUUGCGAAAGGAGUCACAACAUACACCAUGUCCUUCAUUCAGCACCUUGAGCUUUGGCAGGGCGACAGUAGAUGAAUCUGGUAAUGGUUGGCUUGGAUUAACGAUGUACUUUUGGCACUUGGCGCGACGAUCCAACAUCAUCCAUGUACUUGAAUUGUUUUCAAAGCAAACUUUUGAGUUUGAGGGCUUUUUUUUUCUUCACGAUGGUUUGUUUCUAAACUGGGAUCCAUUCCAGAAAAUGCCAAUCAUGAACAAUAUCUCGGGUUUGGAAACUCAAAUUCGGAAUUGA
Messenger RNA from Sclerotinia sclerotiorum 1980 UF-70, 591 nucleotides. RefSeq lists its product with no specific name. Bases 1 to 591 code for a protein of 196 amino acids. NCBI's taxonomy places the organism in Eukaryota, Fungi, Ascomycota, Leotiomycetes, Helotiales, Sclerotiniaceae. The transcript is spliced from 4 exons. The record is from RefSeq and is a predicted model, not a curated record.